Messenger RNA from Cebus imitator (Panamanian white-faced capuchin), 9136 nucleotides. RefSeq names its product low density lipoprotein receptor class A domain containing 4 (gene LDLRAD4). The coding region runs from base 1292 to 2101 and encodes 269 amino acids. Gene Ontology annotation, cellular component: early endosome membrane; Golgi membrane. Gene Ontology annotation, biological process: negative regulation of transforming growth factor beta receptor signaling pathway. The record is from RefSeq and is a predicted model, not a curated record. The transcript has 4 exons. Lineage: Eukaryota; Metazoa; Chordata; Mammalia; Primates; Cebidae. Gene Ontology annotation, molecular function: R-SMAD binding.
CACCCCGUGAUUUUCUCUGAAAACUGCGACAGACAGAAUCGCAGCCUGCCCUGAAUUUUCUUCACACAGCCUGGGGGCAUCCAAAUGCACAGGAGAUGUUUUACACUCAGAUGAAACAAACUGUUUAGACCUAGGGAAAAGAGACUGUGCCUGAACAAAAUGAAGCAAGAGAAAGCGCCCUCCUGAGACAUGUCUCUGCUUUCGUGUUUGAAUUGCCUGGGAUUCUUUUCUCUAAUUUCUGAUCCUUAUAAACUAAAACAGCGUAGGAACAUUGAGCGUCCUGACUUUGAAGGAGUCUGUGGUGUUUUUGUGUUACCAUACAUGGGGAAUAAUGAUGUGAGGCAGAGGGAGAGGGAAGGAAUGGGAGAGCCGAGAGGGGAAGAGAGAGCCGGAGGGAGAGGAGCAGGCAGCGUUUCCUGCUGUGGGUAGGACCUCGCCCCUUACCAGUGCAGAGCUUGGCUGCAAGAGCCGCUGCGAGCUGCUCCUAUCAGUUAGAGGCUGUGGAGAGGGAGCACCAGGAGAGGACAGCCUGGCUCGCAGCCUGAGGGGCGCUGUGGGUACUCCCGGCUGGGCGCACACACUCCUGGAGCGGAUCUGCAGGGGAGAAGCAUGCCAGCCUAACGUGAGCGUCCUGCCUGUCGCGUGUCCUGUCUUGGUAAGCGCCCUCUGCGGUCCUUCCACACUGAAAGCUUCCAGCAGAGAUCAAGGGAAGGAGUAUUGUGUGAGAUUUGCAGAUUUCCUCUUUUCUGUCUGGAAUGGUUUGAUAUUUGCCUGUUGAAAAGAUUAUUGAAUGCAGUGAGACAAGAUGAGCCAUCUAGCUGCGUUCUUGUCUGUGUGUGUGACAUGUCCAGGUGUGAGGCCAAACCCGAGAGGUGCAGACUGCUCACUGAUAGACGUUGCUGUAAACGGCACUGCCCUGGGUGUCAGCUGGUCUCAGGAUCGGAGACCCCGGACUUAUUCUCUGCUCGGUAACACGGCGGGCUUCCUGCCGCAGAGUUCCUGGUUUCUGUUGAUGGCAGUUGAUAAUUGGUAGCCACAGUCUGCGGUCAGAGCCACAGCGUUUGAGUCUAGCACCUGGGGUGGGCCCCGCUGAUACAGUAGAGAGAGAGUGAACGAGGCAGACAGAAACACACACCGCCCCCCCUCCACGUUCACACACUCUCCCACACCCCACGCCGGCUAUAACUGCAGCUCUGAGCUGCCUGGAGAGGAGAUUGCCGGAAGCUGAAGGGAUGCUUUGAACGUAGGGGGCUGCGUCACGGUUGGACUCCCACUUGUAGAGGACCUGAUUAUGUCCAGUGACCACCUGAACAACAGCACACUGAAGGAGGCUCAGUUCAAAGACCUGUUCUUUAAAAAAGCGGAGCUGGAGUUCGCCCAGAUCAUCAUCAUUGUCGUCGUGGUCACGGUGAUGGUGGUGGUCAUCGUCUGCCUGCUGAACCACUACAAAGUCUCCACGCGGUCCUUCAUCAACCGCCCGAGCCAGAGCCGGAGACGGGAGGACAGGCUGCCACAGGAAGGGUGCCUGUGGCCUUCAGACAGCCCCGUACCUCGGCCGGGCGCCUCGGAGAUCAUGCAUGCCCCGCGGUCCAGGGACAGGUUCACAGCUCCGUCCUUCAUCCAGAGGGAUCGCUUCAGCCGCUUCCAGCCCACCUACCCCUAUGUGCAGCACGAGAUUGAUCUUCCUCCCACUAUCUCCUUGUCCGAUGGUGAAGAGCCACCUCCUUACCAGGGGCCCUGCACCCUGCAGCUCCGGGACCCUGAACAGCAGAUGGAACUCAACCGAGAGUCCGUGAGGGCCCCACCCAACCGAACCAUAUUUGACAGUGAUUUGAUAGACAUUGCUAUGUAUAGUGGGGGCCCGUGCCCACCGAGCAGCAACUCGGGCAUCAGUGCAUCCACCUGCAGCAGCAACGGGAGGAUGGAGGGGCCGCCCCCCACAUACAGCGAGGUGAUGGGCCACCACCCAGGUGCCUCUUUCCUGCAUCACCAGCGCAGCAAUGCACACAGGGGCAGCAGACUGCAGUUUCAGCAGAACAAUGCAGAGAGCACAAUAGUACCCAUCAAAGGCAAAGAUAGGAAGCCUGGGAACCUGGUCUGAUUUCCUCCACCUUCACUUCAGCUGGAGAAAGAAACCAAGGAGGAAAGCGGCCGCUGGGCCCCUCCUGCGCACAGUGUUGUUCAGUUUUACGUGGUACAAAUAAGUAAAACCAAAUGAGCAAACAUGGUCUUUGUUUCUGAUUCCUUUUAGGGGAAUUGCAUGCAAACUAGACUGAAAUGAUACAAACUUCCACCUGGUCUGACUGCAAACAGUGUUUAUUUGGGGACAGGGGUUGGGAUGGGGGUGUGGGCAGGGGAAAACAGAGAAAGGGAUGCUUUGAAGAUAUCAUGAAAUAAAACCCACAGAGGUAUUUGGUUUAUUUAAUUCUGAAAGGAGACUGCAGAUAAAUGAGGCCAGAAUGGCCUGCUUUAUAAUUAACUGAAUGAAGAAGGAAGGAUUAUUAUAUAUUAUUGUGGGGAAGAACCAGCCAGUUUGCUUUUUCUCCUAAGGUGUGGAACUUUUAUUUUGCUUAAAAAGUAUGAAUCAAAAUUCCUGUUUUGUGUGCCAAGGCAUAAAGUGGAAGAGUUGGAUGAAUGCAAGGAGCUCCUUUGUGUUGUGACGAUGUGUGUUCAAAGUUGCACUAUCUUAAUGUGGAAAAUAUAUACGAGGGAACUGUUUUACGUGAAGUUCUGUAUGUUGUCUUUUCACCUGUGGAUUGUCAUCAGGCCCAAGGAAUAUCCUGGAGUGGUCCCCAGAAUCAUCUAAGAACAGAUAUUUGGGAAUGUAGCCUAAUAUUUUACCAACUUGCAUAAAUCAAAAAAGUCAUUAUUGUUGCAGGAGUUUGCAUCAAAUAGCAGUGCAUCGCUGAAGCUUUUGGAGACUUUUGGAUGGAAGAUAGGGAAGAUUAAGUUCCAGCAUUUCUGACUUGUUAUUUGAGUUACUCUGCUAAUCUUAGGCUGCAUAUUUUAUGAGAAAAUGAACACAUGUGUUUAUGGAUCCAGUAUCAUGCAGUACUGCCCUCAUCCUUCAGCAGUGCAAUUUCUUCAGUAAUUUAGAUAUUUUUCACUAUAGCAUGAACUAUAUUCAAAUAUAUACCUUAUUUUAUGCAAUAAAUUGUUGAAAAUGCAAGGUGGUUAUUCUGCAUACUGUUGAAAUAUGUGACUCCUCAGUAUAUCCCCAUUGCCUCUCCCCUUUCCUCGACAGCUCAGUUCAGUUCUGCAGGGCUGCUCAGAUCACAGGAGGCUCCCAACAGCCACCCCACAUCCAGCCUACCCAGAACUUCCUGCAGGAGUGGUGCGGGUGGUGGUUUCAUAUGCUUUGGAAGCCCCUAGAAAUGACGGAAGAAUGCCGUGUUGCUGAUCCUAAUAAGCCAUUGUAUGUCACUAGUAUUAGCAUAGCAUUCUUAGAGGAAUGCAGUGCUCAAAACCUACCCGAACUCCUGCAGGAUUCUACCAAUCCCUUCUCCAGGCCAGCCUUUGUACUGAAGGCAUGGCCUGGACGGUCAGAGAACAGUGGAGGGGGCAAGUGACGUAAGAGCACAGGGUAAAAAGCACAACAUACAGUUAAAAUGCAACUAGAAAACUGAUUUUAAAUACCAUUAGUUUUAAUACUCUUGACAUUUAUAAACAUUCAUUCUUAUGUACAAUUAAAAAAAUAACUUUCUUCUGCAGACGUAAGCACUGGCUUUUAUAAGAGCAGCAGCCAACAAGUUUAGCAGACACUGCGCGUGGAGAAGGGCUUAUCUGCAGAAUGGUCUGCCAUGUGGAGGGUGGGCCUCUGCGGCCUCUGCACAUACAAGAUGAGCUGGAAUGAUGAUUCCAUGACUCCGAUCUAUGCAGCUUUAAAGCCAAAUCCGCGUGUGUGUGUUUGUGUCUGUCUGUGGGUCUCGGAGGUGAUCCCUCAGUGUGGUGGCUCUGUGCUAUAACUGGAGAGACUGUUCCAAACCCCAAGUCCUGUUUGAUCCCGGUCUGUUCCCCAUCUCUGUAGGUAGGUCGCUGGUUUUUGUUUGUUUUGAGGAUUGGAAUUUCCAUUACAUUCAUCCAUUCCACACAGUAACAUCCACAGAACUAGUCCAACUCUUAAAUGCAGAGAGAAAAAGCACGGGCACCAGUUGUCAGCUCAUGUCUACAACCCUGUGUGGAAGUAUAUUCAGUUGAGGGCCACAGUGGAGCUUCCGAGACUGGAUUCAGUCGUUCUAGUGACACUUGGAAGGCCUCUGCAGGAGAGAAACCAGCUCUCAGGGCAGAGUUCGGGGCCAGAGAGGACCUUCCCCAACCCUGGAGAUGCCCUGAAGUUUCACUGGCUCCCCGGAUUAGCCUCUCUUCCUCUGUCAGGGAAAGACGAGGAGCCCGUUUGCCCGUUGGGCCCUGCGGGCAGGGACUUGCAGUGGAUUCUUGGUCAGGUGCAGGAGGUGAGAAGGUGAUUCCAUCAUUCCAGUUCUUGCCCGCAGUUUUGGUGAAGCAGGGGACGCGCCCCACAGCCCUAGCUCUCAAAUGGCUUCAGGGUCCUUACUUCUCUACCUGCCUCAAGAAGGAGCUCAGAGCAGAGACUUGUGAAUUCCUUAGCAACACAAGUAUAUGAAUGUUUUGCAUAUGUCCACAGUAUUGGCAAGAUAAUUAUGUAAUUCAGAUACCUUUAAUCAUUUUUCAAGAAAGAGGCUCGUCCCAUUCGCCACCCUAGAGAAUUGCCUUUGUUAAAUAAAGACAAAUACAUAUCAAACCAUGACUUUGAAAGGUUUUCAAGGCUGGGACUAUGUAGUGAAUUAGUUUAAAAGCCAAGGUCAGACAUGAAUUAAUAGUCCAUUUCCCUUCAGCACAAGGAAAAGGUGAUUUACAUGAGUAGCUCUUUUGAAGUUUGUGGCUGACUUGUUCAUACCAUGUCACCUCAUGGCUAGCGUGGUAUUGAAUGAGUGGAGAUUGUGAAGAUGCAGCUGACACAGUGGGGCCUGUUGUUCUUUCAAGAAUUCUUUUUUUAGCUUAUGGAACCCAUGGGUCCAGUUUAGUAACCAGUGAUUGAGGCAAUCAAUGAUAGGUUUAUAAUCUCAGAUUAUUCCAGCAAAGUGUAGCAGCAAAGCAUUGCAUUGUUAGGAAGAACAAUUGGUGGGAACGAACACUCCUGGGCAUACUGCUGACUUUUAAAAGUCCCUUGUUGCAGGUAUAGGAGAGCCAAGGCACCUUGAAGCCUACUGUAAGAACACAGUCUUCCAGCAUAUAUUUGCUUUUUCAGAAACUCUAGCAUUCUUUUUAAAUACUGAAGCAAUCCUUAAUGAAGAAGAGAUUUCGUGAAACAAAUUAGGUAUUUCAAUAGUUGAUCUAUUUUUGGUGUCCAAAAUUUACUAAUACAGAAGCUUGACAAGCAUGUCUUCACCUUCCCAACACAUAAACACAUCGACACACACCCAAGCCACAAGAAAUCCCAAGAGAGCAGAGAAUUUUUAAAAGAUUUAUCAUGAGGACUGCAUUUCCAUUCACUCUAACUUAUGAGACAGGAAAUAGGAAAUAGGGGCCAACAGUAAAUGGGGGCGGCCUCCUGACACUAGCAGAGGAAUUUCGCACCCAGGCGAGGACUUCUUGGACUUCUACCAGUCUCCAUUUGAUUUUCUUCACCUUUAUUUCAUCUUCAUAAGAAAGAGAAAGGCUCAAAAGGAAACACUUUUAGAAAGCUUUUCUGACCUAGAAGAAUCCAUCUAAAUCCCUGCCUUCCUCUCUGAACCAACAGUUCCUAUCUCCGACAGGGGCCAUUCUCUAUCUUCCAUCUAGUGGCUCUUUUUUGGAAGGCUCUGAUGCAGAGUGCUUCAAAUAUGUCCUCAGGCCAGAUACUGGUUGCUAGCACAGAGACACACAGCACCCAGCCCUGGGCCCUCCCUCAAAGGAUGGCCUCGUGGUGUCAGUCACUUGUAGGCUCACAGACGUUCUGCUGUGGGCACAGGGAGCCUGGCCCCCCAAGCAGCCCCAACUGGAUGCGCCCCCUCUCGGUGUUGGGUGAUGGGGGGGGGGGUUGCUGCACUGUUCGCUUAUUGAAUUUUGCUACUUAGAAUGACAGCAUUAACUUUGUGUUUUAAUUUUUGUUUAAACAAUUUUUUUUUUUUAAUUUCCAAAGCUCAGCAGUAUAUGAGAGGAAAAAAAACUGGGAAAUUUACCUCGUUUCAGUUAACUUUUGCAUUUCUUGCCUAAGUGAUUAAAGCCAGUGCUUGGAGCCAAGCCUUCACGCCACGAACACGCCCCACAGCCUUGCCCCUCGCUCUCCUGCUCACACCGACCUCGAACGCCGUGUGCUUGGCCUACCGAGGUAAAAGAACAAUUGAAUGACAGGUGUAAGAGGAGAAGCUCCCCUUCUUGGUGUGAGGAAAGUCACAAAUUAAGAUAUGUUGCUUUCAGCCGAGAUCCUAAAUGCUAGUUCUCAGCAGCUGCGUGGCUUAUCUUUCACCAGUUCCACCACCACCAGCUGCCAGCACCUCCACAGAUCACAGAGAUGUGAACAAGCAAUGGGAAGCACUCUUAGCCUUGCCAUGGUCUUUGUUUUUUAGGAACCAAGAUUUCAGCAUUCUUUAAUACUCAGCAUGCUAUGUCCUUUGCAGAGUUCAUGUUAUUGCCAGGGACAGUCAUUUGCUGCUGCUGCUGCUGCUGCUGCUGCUUCCCGAACUGGGUGCAUUAGGAAGCUGCUGUCUGAGUGUAGGAAUGUCUUACUAAGAAAGCAGGACCUUCCUUCAUCCUUUUCUUUCUUCCUUCUGUGUGUCCUUGUUUUUGUGUAAUGCGGGAGAGGGUUAGAGCUAUAGAGAGUAUAUAGACACUAUCCGUGCACAUUAUAUCUAUAUAUCCCCCAUCAUGUCAGAGAUCUGCAUGUCAGUUUUCAGCAACUAAAGGUGCCUCAUGUUGAGUUCAGCAGACAUAGGAACCAAGCCGCCCCUCCUGCACUUGAUGCUCCCACCUUUGUUGUGCCUCACUUAAAAUGGUGCUUUUUCAGUUGUCUGUCUUUUCUUAUGUUUUUAUUUGUAAGGUGCUGUAUAUAAGUUGAAUAUAUUAUGCACAUAUCCUACCCAAUGGGUAGAACAAAAAGUUGUUAAUACUGUAAUAUAAUGUAUAGAUGAUAUCAAUUUUAACAGAAAUGGCAUAGAAUUUGUGAAUGCCUAUGUGCUUUGUCCUCUUUUGUAAGGAAAUUUGCAAAUGGAUGCAUACAGAUUAAAGUCUAUGUAGUUUAUUUUCCUAUUAAAUAUCAAUAUUAUAACACAAGAGAAAGAAGUGUGAACAAGCAACAGUUUAUGACCAGCGUAUACAUAGCAAUGGAAAGUUGCAUCUUUGCUGUGAAAACACUUUAAAGAAAAUACUUUUUAAAAAAAAUCCAACAGCUUUUUGGUUGCCACUAGACGCUUCUUAUUUAAUCAUUUUAAUAAUGCUCAGCUGGACCAGUGUUAGUUAUAUUUGAGUCAGAAAAAUGUUGAUUUUUCAACUUGCUUUAUAAUCUCCUGCAUCUGUCUCCUGCUGUAGCAUCACGAAGGUGUCAGGCCUCAGUGAAAAGUGCACAUUUUUGUUGUUAAUAUUGCAGAAACUGUGUCAGAGGAAGUAAAUCAGCCUGCAGCAGAGGACUUCGUUCAGCUCCAGAGGCAUCUGUUCCCGUCUGUGUCCAAGUCUCUCUGUGCCUUUUUCUUUUACAAACUGAAGCUGUGGAGCCAAUGAAGUAACAGUAGAGAUUGUAGGGAAAGAAUACCUCAGGAAAAACAAAUCCAAUUCCAAGGAGGCCCUGUUCUUGGAAAAAGGGUUUAGUUAUGGGUUAGCACUAGAAGAGGCUUGGCUGUCAGCCAGCCAAGCGAAGCUCUCAUCCAUUCCCAUUCCUGUCCCAUCAUAAUCCUGACCCAAAAAGCAAGCUUGGUUUUGCCAUCAGUUAGAAAUUACGUUUUGAAUUGUAUAUUGUUACAUCUCUCUUCCAGUUUAGUUUUUAGUGUCUGAUUAUGACCUUUGCAUUAUCUUCAAAUGCCCUAAUUUUUUUAAAAAAAGAACAAAAAAGUUUAUAACACCGUGUUCAUUAAAACCGUGGUUGAAUCUUGGGUGUGGGUAUCCUUUUGAGUGUUAUCCGUAAGGGCAGUCCAUGGAAUUUGGCCCAUCUGAUCCAUAUCAUCAGCUUAUUCUGCCACCAGAGGAUAGUCCAAUAAAUUCCAAAGUUUCUAUUUGCUCCAUGGUAUAUGUUCUGACUUUGAAAAUCACAAUGGAAUCAUACCCCUAACAUCCAGGAAACAAAUGACCGAUUAUCCUUAAACUGAAAUGGACUGUACAAUGCAACUCUUAAGGCUGAAUGGAUUAAAAGGCAGCCCUUUUAGUGUUUGUUUAAAAGGGCCGUGAAAAGUUGACACUCGUAUGUGUUGUGGAUCCCGCGUGUCUAGACCCAUGUGUUGGUUCCAUCAUGUACUGCACCCCUUGUGAUUCCACAUUAAGAACUGAAGCUCGUUACUGUCAAAAACAAAGCUCCCACACCCCAGGUUCAACCCUGUGCAAGAACUGUUGAGCAUGAGAAUGUUCUAGACUCAGAGGUGCAAAAAUUUGUUACCACAUCAUUGCUUCCUUUCUACAGAACGAAUUGAGGCUUAAACUUUACUGUUAAUUAUACUGGUUCAUUUUAAUGUGCUUGUUGGUAUGUUGCUAUUUUUCAUUUUAUAGCUUUCAUAAAUCACGUUUUCUAAUUGUAUACUUGUCUAGUUUAAAGCUGUUUUAAAAUAUGUACAAUACUAUUCACAGCAUUUAGUUCAUUUAAUUUUUAUUAUAAAGCAAUCUACUAAAAAGUACAACUGUAUUUGAACUUUUCAAUAGUUGGUUGUGAGCUAUGAUACAAGUCAUUAAAGUCUUUUUUAACAAACAUUUGUGCUUACUUUUCAACAUAAUUCCCAGUUCUAUACAGAAAAAGAUUUCCACCUGUCAUGUAUCUGCCUCUUUUACCCGAGCAAUGGUGAUGUAGUUCUUAGACCUAAGGUCUGUAAUUGCAAUACUUUUAAAGAACGAUGUUGCUCUAAGUGCUGUUCGUUAGUUAUGAAAUCAGAUUUUUCUGCUUGUUCUUAAUGCUGUGGUCAAACCAUAGCACAAAAUCAUUAAAAAUAAUCAGUGGCAUACA